AUGACACUUUUCACGCAGGAAGUUCACAAUACAGGGAAUGGCGUAGUGGUACCCAAUUCCAACAUCUUACCAAAGCUAUGCGACGAACAGCAAAAUCUGGUGGACUUGAUUCUAUGUGGACGCAAUGUUUUUUUCACCGGCUCAGCGGGCUGCGGAAAGUCUACUGUUUUAGAAGCUGUUGUCAAAGAGCUAAAAGCAAAGCACAAACGAGUUGACAUCAUUGCUCCCACUGGUCGGUCUGCACUUCUAGUACAAGGCAUGUCGACUUGGUCUUACAUGGGCUGGACACCCGACUUUCAUAAGUAUUCUCUGGAAAGAUUGAAAAGCGAGGGAUUUCGCACCUACGUCGCGGCUCGUCUGAGACGUACUGAAGUCCUAAUCAUUGAUGAGAUCAGCAUGGUUGAGAAUCAUCAUUUGGAGCGCAUAAAUAUCUGUAUGAAGGAAGUUCGAUGCUGGGAUUCAAAUCUCAAAGGUCCUUCUAGCGAUGCCCCUGCCUUUGGAGGAGUUCAAGUGGUUGUGACAGGAGACUUCUGCCAACUACCUCCUGUGAGACCAUUCCAGUUCUGUUUGAACUGCGGACUGGAGACAAAUCUCGAUAGUGAUGGACUUAAGUAUAGCUGCCCUGAAAACCACGGGCCGUUCAGGGACGAAGACAAAUGGGCCUUUCGGAGUGCUGCUUGGGAAGAAGCAGGGUUUACUUACGUCAACCUUCAAAAAGUUCAUCGUCAACAUGAUGCUUAUUUCAUCCAAAUGCUUCAGAAGUGUCGAUUUGGGAUCCCAUUCACAACAGACGAGAUCACAACGCUGAUUAAUCAUCCCCAUAAUGUUGAUAAAGCAACAAAACUCCUCUGCACAAGGCGCGAGGUUGCCGAGAUCAAUUCGAAUAGUUUUCGAAAGCUCAAGACCCCCGUCUACAUGUACAAAGCUUUGGAUGGUUUCGAAUGCGGGCAAAAACAGCACUUGAAGUUCGACCGCUAUACCACUCAAGAUGCGGAUGGACACUUAUUAGCAUGCAAGGACCACAGGCUAGAACAGAGCGUUUCAUUGAGGGUAGGUAUGCUUGUUAUAUUGCAGGUGAACCUUGACAUUGAAGGCGGUCUCGUCAAUGGAAGCCAAGGUGUUAUUUAUGGAUUUGAAGAAUUCGACCUUACGAAGUUUUUAGGUGGCAAGUAUGACAGAGACGCGACGCCUUCGUUCAAACUGUUCAGUGGGGGACAUGUAGCAUUCAAGCGAAGACAAGUGACGGAAUUCAUGAAAGUUCAGCAGAAGGCAACACGAGGACGUAUGGGACCGAUUGCAAAGACGUUCUGGCCACGAGUGCUGUUCCACAAUGGAAUGAAGUGCACUAUAUAUGCUGCAUGUCUUGUCAAUGCAAUCGGUGACACAGAACCAUAUUCCUUCUUGCACAGAACCCAAAUUCCUCUGAUACCUGGUUGGGCAAUGAGCGUCCACAAAAGCCAGGGUAUGACCCUAGACCGUGUGAUCGUAGAUCUGUCCAAAGCUUUUGUGGCAGGCCAAGUUUAUGUCGCUUUAUCAAGAGCAACAGGCCUUAAAGGUCUCAGGAUUGACGGCGAUAGAGAAGCACUUACGGCAUCGUUUGAAGGUGACAGGUCUGUGCAGGACUUUUUGAAGAAUAAAUUCGGGAUGAAUCUGUGGCACAAUUACUACUAA
This is a messenger RNA of Fusarium mangiferae, 1671 nucleotides long. RefSeq lists its product as uncharacterized. The record is from RefSeq and is a predicted model, not a curated record. The transcript has a single exon. NCBI's taxonomy places the organism in Eukaryota, Fungi, Ascomycota, Sordariomycetes, Hypocreales, Nectriaceae. The coding region runs from base 1 to 1671 and encodes 556 amino acids. Gene Ontology annotation, biological process: telomere maintenance; DNA repair. Gene Ontology annotation, molecular function: ATP hydrolysis activity; DNA helicase activity.